AUGGACGGCACCGCCUUGGUGCCUGACGAUGUCCUCGACUCGCCGCCGCCGCCGCCUCCGCCCAGGCUGUUUGACCGUCUCCGCCAGAUACCCGGCUACAGCUGGGAUGAGUCGAGGGACCUGAUCCAUACGAGCUAUGACUUUUGGCUCGUUUUCGGUACUCGGCACGUCUCUCCGGCGGCGCCCUCUCCCAGUGCGUGGCACGACGAGUCCAACCCAGCGUCGGUGGCAAAGCUACAUUCUGGCCGACCAUCGCCAUCCGACCCUGGCAACCAGGGCCUUCCAUCGGAAGCACACGGCGCCGAGAUUCCUCAAACGCCGCCACCCCCGCCGUCGCCAACCUCUUCGGGAGAACCUCCCCUGGCCACAAAGGAAGCCGUUGUGGCUCGAGUGUCGUUUUGCCAUGUCCGAGAGGAGCGAGCCUUUCACAUCGCGAGGAACGUGACCGCGACGGCUGAUCCCCAUGGCGAUUACAUGGCAAAACCCAUUGACCUGAUUCGGUUGAAUGCUCAACCUGGGGAGCGAAAACCCAUGACUGUCUCCAUAUAUCAGCACCUAGGUCCCAACUAUUUGUCGCAGCUCGUGGAUUUUGGCCCGGCCUACUAUUUGGCGCGGAGGGACGGGGACGCCUUUGUCUCAUGUCGCCCGCAGCCCGUCAAUCCAAAGGAAGCCAUGAACCUCGAGUUCUUCCUCGAUUUCGCCAUUGGCGCCGUGCGGUGCCUGGAGAUCCUCCACCACGGCCAAGGCAUCAUUCACGGAGAGAUUCGCGGAGACGCUUUUCACUUCAACGCCCGAGACAACAAAGUCAGGAUCGUCUCGUUUGGAUCCGGACUGCGGACGUUUGAGCACGGCUUCACAAGCACCGGCUGGCUGACGCUCUCCAAGGAGGUCGGUGUCAAGAACAAGCUUCUUUACAUCAGCCCGGAACAGACGGGGCGGAUGCCGGCGGAACCCGAUACCCGCACCGACAUCUACUCGCUGGGAAUCCUGCUAUGGACCCUCCUGACGCAGCAGCCCGUGUAUACCGGAGAAACGCCCAUGGACAUCAUCCAGGGCGUCCUUGGCCGCAGAGUACCAAACGUCGCCACCGUGCGCAUGGAUGUCCCAGACGUCAUGGGCCGCAUCAUCCAAAAGUGCACUGCCAAGAACGUUGCCGAUCGCUACCACUCGGCGAGCGGGCUUCGCCAUGACCUCGUCAGGGUGCAGCAUCUGCUUUCGAAUGGCGACUCGUCGUCACUGAGAGACUUGGAAAUCGGAGCCAAAGACGUCUCGUCCUUUUUCAUCCUGCCGACGGGCAUGUUUGGUCGCGACGACGAGAGAGACGAGCUGAUCAAGGUCAUUGACCGGGUUUCCCGGAGCCAUUUCCUGAGCACCUCUCGCGUAACGAGCCUGUUUCCCGACGGGUCCAGCUUGAUGAACGAGCGCGUGAUUGACGACGUCUCUAGCGAGGGCGGCGGAAGCUCAAACGACGGCGCAUACCGCAGGAGUGGCUCCUUUACGUUUUCCGCAUCAGCCGACGCCAAGUAUCCCAGGCAUAACAUCCACACGUCCACCCUGCCCGACGCGCAAACGUUGUCCAACGAAACCGUCUCCUCGAGCCAGUCCGGGCUCAAUGCCCGGCCCCCGAGACCUUGGGAGCGCCACCACUCGAUUUCCAUCGACACGUCCAGUGCCGCGGACAGCACUAUAGCAGACUCGGGUCGCCAAGGCCUGGCCGAUUCCGGUGCUUCCAGCCUGUCCCGUCAAUUGGGGACCGCCAAGUUCCGCCGACGAGGCAGCUGCGAAAUCGUCGCGAUUGAGGGUGCCGCUGGCUUGGGAAAGAGCUUUCUCGUCCAGAGCGUCCUCGGCGAAGCCAGGCAGCGCGGGUACUGCGCCACAGCCAAGUUUGACACGGCCAGACGCAUCGCAUUUGGGCCGCUCCUGAAGCUGCUCUCGUCGCUGUUCAAGCAGGUCUGGGGCGAGACGAACACGGAGACGCCUUUCCACCAAGGCCUCAAGCAAUACAUACGUCCAAUGUGGCCCACCCUGCACAGGAUCCUCGGCCUUCCCGAGUUCCUGCUGGGGCCGCCCGACCAUGCGGGCAGCCCAACGCUUCGGCUGACGUCGUCGGGCGGUGUGCCGCCGCCCGCCAGCAGUCGCAGCAGCGCGAGAUUCAGCACCGACCGACGCGGCUCGUCCCCCGGAAGCUCGCCAGGCCCCGUCAACAGCACCAGCAAUGCAGUGCCUCAGACCUCUCAGGAGUACCUGUGCGCCGGCACGACGUCCAAGACGUCGCGCAUGAUGAACACUUGCCUGGACAUCCUGCGAGUCUUCACAACGCACAAGUUCAUCUGCUUCUGCCUCGACGAUCUUCACGCCGCGGAUGAUGAAUCGCUGGAACUGAUCACGCAGAUCAUAGGGGCCAAGAUGAAGAUGCUCAUCAUCAUGACGUACAGACCCGAGGAGUUCCCGCGGGAAAAGAUGGAUCGGAUGAUUUACCCGGCCAGCAAGCUGGACGAGACCCCCCGGAGCAGCCGACCCAGAGUCACGAGGAUCACCCUCGCACCCCUGACAGACGCCGACAUUCUCGAGUAUGUGUCUCUGACGCUUUCCCGGCCCAAGGAGGAGGUCCUGUCGCUCGCCAUGGUCAUUCGGUCCAAGACGGCCGGGAACCCCUUCUACGUGAGGGAGAUGCUCAGCGCGUGCCACCGCAAGAAGUGCAUCUGGUACGAAUACCAGGACAGCAGGUGGCACUACGGUCUGGACCGGCUCUUUGCGCAGUUUCAGGGUGAGAAGGAUUACGACGUGCUCGACACGGGCUUCGUCACCAGAAGACUGGCCGAGCUGCCGUCAGCCGCGCGGGCCGUCCUGGCCUGGGGAGCCCUCUUGGGCAGCUCCUUCUCUUUCGAGCUUGUGAGCCGAUUGAUGAGGGGCGAGUUCGACUACCCAGAGGACGACGUCCCGGACGGCUGUGCCGAGCUGACAAAGCGCUCGUAUUCCGAGGCCGAGGCCAUCUCGGGCCUCCAAGCCGCCAUUCAAGCGUCCAUCAUCGUGCCCAGCGAGGUCGACGACAGGUUUCGUUUCGCGCAUGACCGUUAUGUCAACGCAUCGGCCGCACUCGAAGAGUGCGAUUCCCCGCGGAUGCACUUCUUGAUCUCCCAGACGUUGCUGAAACACUACGCAUCAGAGGCCGAUCAGCGAGACAGCACAGCUUCGCACAUGUGCCAAGCCGUACCCAUCAUCAAGAAGCGGGUCCGCGUCCGGCGGGAGUUCCGCAAGCUCUUGACGGACUGCGCGCAGGCUGCGACGGAGAACGGAGCCCGGACAACGGCAGCAAAGUGCUACGGGGCUGCGAUUGAGCUGCUGCAGAGCAACCCCUGGGACGACGAGGCCGACGACGUAUCCUACGACGAGACCAUGCAGCUCUACCUGCGGUCCGCCGAGACGUACUUGUUCAUGGGCCAGCUCUCUUCGGCAAACGACCUCUUGUCAGUGCUGUUUGGCAACGCCAAGUCGGCGAUUGACAAAGCGCCCGCGUACGUGCUGCAGUCUCGAAUAUUCGCGCAAAACGGCAACGCUCUCGCCGCCUUCAUCUCCCUGAAGGAGUGCCUCGCGGCGCUCGGCAUGACUCUCGAGGAUGAGCCAACCUACGACAAGUGCGACAAAAAGUUCCACAAGCUCGUGAAGCAGAUCCGCGGCUCGGAUCGCCAGCUUCUGCUCAGCCCCAAGAAGAAGACGGAGCCGCCGACCGCGUCUCUGGGCGCCGUCCUCUCCGAAACUGCUUCGGCCGCGUGGUGGAGCGACUGUCUGCAGUUCUACCACCUCACCCUUGUGACGAUGGAGAUGUACCUGACUCGGGGCUCGUUCCCGCAGUCCGGCAUAGCGUUCCUCAACAUGGGCGUGGUGGCCCUCGCCCGGUUCGGCAUGACCGAGUUCGCCGUGGAGAUGGGCGCGUGCUGCCGGGACCUGCUCCGUUCCGCGCGGGACGCGUACUCGAUGGCUCGGGGUCAAAUGCUGCAGGAAUGCUUCAUCGGGCAUGUGCAGUACUCGGUGUCGCUGUCCAUCCCGCAGAUGGAAGACGCCGUCGAGCUGGCAGCCGUCGGGGGCGACCGACUCUCCACCAUCCUCAGCUACGGCCUUUCCGCCCAGGCCAAAUUCUUCGCCAGCGAGAACCUGUCGGACCUGGAGUGCUACUGCCAGUUUGGCUGCGAGGACAUUGUCAACUGGUCGCUGGACACGCGCGGCGGCUCGCUGCUCGUCGCCACCAGGCAGAUCUGCCGAGCCCUGCAAGGCAAGUCGUUCACCCACGACCCCGUCGCCGUCAUGAGCGACGAGCAGCACGACUCGGGCGCGUACAAGAGCUGGCUCACGAGCCAGACGCAGGACAGCAACCGGUCGUCCCUGUUAUACGAGAGCUUCGAGCUCUGCGCGCUGUACCUCUACGGCCACUACGAGCGAGCCGUUGAGAUCGGGGAGCGCUGCAUCGGGAAGCUGGCCAUGCUGUGGUCGGCGCGGCACAGCCGCCUGAUCCUGCUGUUUUACGGGCUCGCGCGGACCGGCCAGCUCCUGAGGCAAAUGCAGGACCCCCGCUCGCAAAGCGAGGACUUUUCCACCGAGACCAAGGAGGUCGCGACGCGGCUGGGCGGGUUCGUCCGGAUGAUGGAGGACUGGUCCACCGUUUCGGAUGUGAACUAUCGCUCCUGGUCGCGCCUGCUCCGCGCGCAGGUCGCCGAGCUGGCGCUGGAUGACGGCCGCGCCAUUCAAGACUACGAAGAGGCGCUGGAUCACGCCGCGGAGCACAACUUUGUCUUUGAGGAGGCGCUGGGCAACUACCUGAUGGCCGGGUUCUUCGUCCGGCAUCGCGCGAGGCGGUCCGCUCGGGCCGCCCUCCAGGAUGCCGUCGGUCUCUUUCGCCAGAUCGCGGCCACGGGGGUGGCCGCCGCCAUCGAGGAGGAGCAUAGCCUCCUGCUCCACGGACCAACUCGGAACCAUCGAACGGCUGACGCGGGCGUUCAGACAGACCUGGGCCCCGUCGUGCCGCAGCCCAGCCAGGAGCGCCCGGCGGCGGACGGGGGGGAGGAGGGCGAUGAGCGCGCUCAGAUGCUGCCUCCCGGCGGCUUGUCGGAGCUCGGGGGAGAGCGCGUCGGUGCCUGGAGGGGUUCCACGCGGAUGCGGACCGGGGACGAGGCCGGCAUCCCGGCCCUCGACAUGAUUGAUCUACACGCCAUCUUGGUGUCCUCGCAAGUCAUAUCCUCGGUGCUGCAGAUCAACGAGCUGCUCAAGACCAUGUGCGACGUGGUCCUGCAAACGUGCGGCGGCUCCGCCACGCGUGCCGCCAUCAUCGUCCACGACAAGGACAAGGACAAGGACAAGGACAAGGACAAGGACAUGAGCGACGACAACAACAACGACGGCGAGUCGUGGUGCGUGGCGGCGAGCGGAGACCCCGAGAGGGGCGCGUCUGCCCACAAGCCCGGGCUGCCGCUGUCCGGGUCGACGCUCCUCGCCGAAAACGUGGUUCUCUACUGCACCCGGUUCAGGGAACCCGUCUUCAUCCCGGACCUCUUGGCGGAUGAGCGCUUCGGGAACGUCGGCGGCAGCUGGCUGCGGCGGUACCCCGGCGGCAAAGCCAUCAUCGCCAUCCCGAUCCUGCACGGCGCGAAGCCGCUGUUUGGCGUGCUCUACCUGGAGGGCGAGCCGGGAUCCUUCACCGACCGCAACGUGACGGUUCUGCAGCUCCUCGUCAACCAGAUCGGCAUCAGCUACUCCAACGCGCUGUCGAUGAAGAAUGUGGAGAAGAUAUCGGCCGAGAACCGCUCGAUGGUGUCGAUCCAGAGGCGGGCGCUGGACCAGGCCCGCGAGGCCGAGACCAAGGCCAAGAUCGCCGAGGCAGAGGCCAAGCGGAACGUGAAGCUGGCGGAGGAGGCGGCCAAGGCAAAGGCCAUCUUCCUCGCCAACGUGUCGCACGAGCUCCGGACGCCGCUGAACGGCGUCAUCGGCAACUCGGAGCUCCUCCGCGACAGCCGCCUGAACAAGGAGCAGCAGGAGAUGGCGGACUCGAUCCGCGUGUCGGCGGACCUCUUGCUGACCGUCAUCAACGACAUACUGGACUUUUCCAAGAUGGAGGCGGACAAGAUGAAGCUGUACAUCAUCGCCUUCAACCCGGAGGAAAUGGUGCGCGAGGUGGUGCGGGCCGUGUCGUACAGCAACCGGGAGAAGACGUCCAAGAAGAACGUCAGGAUCGUGCAGGACAUCAAUCUGCCGCCGAUGCUCAUCUACGGCGACCCGAUCCGGCUGCACCAGGUGCUGGGGAACCUGAUUGGCAACAGCCUCAAGUUCACGGAGGACGGGUCCGUCACCAUCGGGGCGCGCCUGGACUCGCAGGACGGCGACAGCGCGACGCUGACGUUUUGGGUGCGCGACACGGGCAUCGGCAUCCCCGCGCAGCAGCUGGCCAAGCUGUUCCAGCCGUUCAGCCAGGCCGACGCCAGCACGGCCCGCAAGUACGGCGGGAGCGGGCUGGGGCUGAGCAUCUGCAAGUCCCUGAUCGAGAUGAUGAUGAAGGGCACGAUCCAGCUGGAGAGCGAGGAGGACCAGGGCACCACGGCCUGGUUCACCGUGACGUUUGAAAAGGCCAAGGCGGACGUGUCGGCCGGGGACGCGCUCGGCAAGGCCUCGCCCCCGAUCGACCGGUACUCGCUGACGACGUCGCCGCUGGACCGGUGCACGUCGUCGUCGUCGUCGUCGGCCGACAAGGCCGCCUUGAUGGACCUGUCGCACAUGGCCAAGGAGGACGUGCGCAUCUGCGUGGCCGAGGACAACCCGAUCAACCAGAAGAUUGCGAUCCAGUACGUGCAGCGGCUGGGCUACCCCAACGUGAGCGCGUACGAGAACGGCCUCAAGGCGCUCGAGGGGCUGCGCAACAAGGCGGCCGAGGGGGAGCCGUACCACGUGGUGCUGAUGGACGUGCAGAUGCCCGUGCUGGACGGCUACGAGGCGACCAAGCUGAUCCGCAAGGACGCCGACGAGGCGGUGCGGAAGGUGCUCGUCAUUGCCAUGACGGCGUCGGCCAUCCAGGGAGACCGGGAGAAGUGCCUGGCCGCGGGCAUGAACGACUACCUGGCGAAGCCGGUGCGAUCGGAGGUGCUCAAGAAGAAGCUGGACGCCUACGUCAACGCUGCGGCGCAGAGUACCGGUGGCGGGUGA
Ustilaginoidea virens is the source of this 7185-nucleotide messenger RNA. RefSeq lists its product as uncharacterized. The transcript has 3 exons. Gene Ontology annotation, molecular function: histidine phosphotransfer kinase activity; protein binding; ATP binding. The coding region runs from base 1 to 7185 and encodes 2394 amino acids. Gene Ontology annotation, biological process: protein autophosphorylation; phosphorelay signal transduction system. Lineage: Eukaryota; Fungi; Ascomycota; Sordariomycetes; Hypocreales; Clavicipitaceae. The record is from RefSeq and is a predicted model, not a curated record.